Molecule: messenger RNA, 1372 nt
Organism: Olea europaea var. sylvestris
Lineage: Eukaryota; Viridiplantae; Streptophyta; Magnoliopsida; Lamiales; Oleaceae
Exons: 3
Coding region: 127-1200 (357 amino acids)
Source: RefSeq, a predicted model, not a curated record
GGAGAGAUAACUGUGUUUAAAGGUGAUUUAGAUGGGGGACUAAGGUUUCCUCUCCAUCCCUUCCUGAAAUCUCUCCUGGUCAAACACAAUCUUACCCCUGGCCAGAUAGUUCCUAAUGGGUGGCGAAUGUUGGUGUACUUUUUACUGGUUUGCCUGAAGAAUGAUAUUUCACCCUCUGUUAAGUUAUGUAGGCUAGUCUUUGAUAUGAGAUAUCUAGCUGGAUUAAAGCAUUUUGUAUAUUUAACAUGUAAACAAAACUUCAAAGUUCCCAUAUGUCCGAGCUCAAAUAAGAGGUGGAAAAGAAGGUUUUUUUACAUCUGUCCUAAGGUAGGUGAGUUCUCAUUCCCCAACAAAUGGGGUUACCCCGACGUGUCCAAAUUCAACCGGUCUGUAACAUGUGCUGCUUCUUUAAAACAAGAGCUUGAUAAGCUCGUAAGGCUUGAACCACUUGGGGAAAAGAUGUCUCAGGUGUUAACUGGUGAUAUGCUCAUGUCUGUCGGGCUCGGGCAUCAUGAUUGUGCUGAGGGCAUGGAUUUUGAUGCCUCGUAUGUUUUCAAGAUGGCUAGAGAAAAGUUUACGGCACCUGGUGCUUCCUCUCCUUCAGGGAGAAAGAGGGCUGCAAUUAGCUCACCGGAUGUGCCUUCGCCUCAAAAUCCAUCAACUUCACCCCAACCAUCAGUUGUUGGUUGUGUUGAUAUUGAGUUAAAGAAGAGCUUAGAACAGAAGUCCCUGGAAGAGAGUCGUCAAGGACUCUUGAUGGAGAUAUCUCGGGUGGCGACCUUCGGGGUAUCACUAUACGAGCGGGCAAAGGAUGCUGAGAAAAGAGCCAGAAAGGCGGAGGAGGAGUUCCUCGAAAAGGGUGUCCAAGUUGAGCGAUUAAUGGUGGAGAGGGCGAAGACAUCGGUGGAAAUACAAAAUAAAGACUACGAGUUGCAUGAUAUGAAAAAGGCUUUGACGGAGUUGGAGCGAAAGGUGGCUUCACAUGACGUUUCUCUGUCUGAUGCUGUAUCAAUUUACAAGAAGACAAAUGAAUUUAAGGAAACCUUGGCCAUGUAUGGGUCAAAAUCAUAUCUCUUGGCACUUGACCAUGUCAAGGCUUGGCUCAGGCAGAGCCAUCCGACCAUUGAUCCUGCUGAACUGGAGGUAUUUCUGUCCACACUUGAUGUUGGGUCUAGGUCCCCUGGGGGUGAUGAAAUGUGAGACGGCAAUGUGAUACCUAUGACUCUGCUUCUAUGUGCUUUUGGUUAUGUUUUGAUGAAUGUCGCCAUUGUAAAGGGGAGAGAGACUCUCUUAACUUUAGGCAAUGGAGAUAAAAACUCUCAGAAUGUUCUCAUUUCCUGUUAUAACCACUUUCAAUAUUCAUUACUAAUGU